This is a messenger RNA of Gongylonema pulchrum, 207 nucleotides long. The record is from the annotation of a GenBank genome assembly. Lineage: Eukaryota; Metazoa; Nematoda; Chromadorea; Rhabditida; Gongylonematidae.
AUGGCAUCAAUAAUGUUAUCCGCGGAUGGGAUGGACUGGGAUGGCAAUUGCUCGGAAAGUGAGCUCUCUUCAUGUGGCACUUAUUCAUCGGAUGGAUUCGAUGGGGAUGAUGAGCUGUCGGACUGGUUUGAAGCCAAGAAUAUCGAGGGCGCAGUGAAUCCUUCCCCUUCACAGGCACUACCGAAACAGCAGCGCUUCAUGAAGUAA